AUGGUGCCCCUCCCGCUGUUCAAGCUCGCAUCUCUCUUCGUGCGGCAUGUCUCCAAGUAUGGCGCAAAUCGCAUCAAGGCGCAAGCCCAUGACCAUCCUCGAUUCCGCGCACUCGCAGCCAAAUACGGUCAGGCAAUCCAUCAGAUCAACAUGAAGCUGUCUGUUGCCCUCCUGAGAGAUCCCGAGGCCGAGCGACGAGCCAAAGAAAUAGCCGAAGCCCCCACAGUCAAAACAGAGCAGCAGCUUAAAAAAGAAGAACAAGCCAAGCAGAAGGCGAAGAAGAAUAACGAACUCGAGCCGGCUAGCUACCCCAAGUUUACGCUUCAAAACGUAUGGCGGCGAAAGUUCCGACCGUUGCCAGAGGGAAAGGCUGUGGAUUUAUUCGCUGACGUUGCUGGCGAUACGUUUAUUCUCGGCGUGGCGGGAGCAUUGAUUAUAUACGAGUACUGGAAAUCGUCACAAAAGCCCGAUGCUAAUAAAGAGCGGUUAGAGGAGCUCAACAGGAGGUUUGAAGAGCUUCAGAAGAAAGAGGAGGAACUGGCAGAUGCCGAGCAGCGGCAGCGGCAGCGAUUCGAAUCGCUCGAAGAAGCUUUAAGAGCAUUGAAGGACCCCAAGACAAAGCAACCAUUAUUACCAUCACUGCAACCGAGCAACUAGGCUAUUCGGCUGAUGCGGGCUCAUCUAGAGCUCCUCAAAGGCAACUCUCGAUGCAUAAAAGACCAUCCGACAGGGAAGAGAAGUCUGUGGCCACACAAUGGACUGGGCGCUUCUUGGUUAGGCAGGGAUAGAUACCCUCAGACCGCUCAACACUCCACUCAGCGCUACAAAGCGAUUAUAUUAUUUUGAUUUAUUAUUUCACAUAUCACGUCGAACAGCGGGUAAAGGAUAAAAGAGAAAGGAUAAAGGAAAAGAGAAGAAAAUUGGGGAACAGGAAUUGGAUAAAGGGUUAUAUGAGAAGGAGCGCAAAGGAGUGCAAAGGCUCCUUCCUUGCAGUCGCCUCGCUGCUUUGGAAGUGGAUAGAUUUUUUCAGCACAUACACCAAACAGGAGCAUUGAAGCUUUAUAUAGACAGAAAUUCAAACUUUACCAACAACGAU
This is a messenger RNA of Trichoderma atroviride IMI 206040, 1096 nucleotides long. RefSeq lists its product as uncharacterized. The record is from RefSeq and is a predicted model, not a curated record. NCBI's taxonomy places the organism in Eukaryota, Fungi, Ascomycota, Sordariomycetes, Hypocreales, Hypocreaceae. Gene Ontology annotation, cellular component: mitochondrion. Gene Ontology annotation, biological process: regulation of lipid metabolic process.